GCGGCGAUGGGGGCGGCGGCGGCAGAGGCGGAUCGGACCCUCUUCGUGGGGAACCUGGACCCCAAGGUCACCGAGGAGCUCAUCUUCGAGCUGUUUCACCAGGCAGGUCCAGUAAUUAAGGUUAAAAUCCCUAAGGAUAGAGAUGGUAGACCCAAGCAGUUCGCGUUUGUGAAUUUCAAACAUGAAGAAUCUGUCCCUUACGGAUUGAGCCUGCUUAACGGGAUCAAACUGUACGGAAGGCCCAUCAAAAUUCAGUUCCGAUCAGGGAGCAGUCAUGCAGCUCAGGACGGCAAUCCAUCUUGUUCCCCGCAUGGAGCCGCCAACACCAGCCCAGCUGGUGCGCCACAUCCGGCAUCAAACUGCAGCAGAUACGACAGGAAUCCUGACAGUAUGGUAGCAGCGGGCUUCUCAUCGGUGCAGAGGGCUCUGCCGUCUGCUGAUAACCUUCAGAGACAAGCGGUGAUGAACAGCGCCAUGUGGCAGCAGCCUCAGUACGGGGGGAAGUACGAGCAGCCCGGCUUCCCCCUGCCUGCCUACCAGCAGGCUCCCCACGCCUUUCACCCCUCACCCGCCUCCCAAACACUGCGGCGCCCGGAGGUGCCACGCAAGGGCAGGCUGAGCGCCCAUCCCUACCACCCGUCGGACAGCAGGCACUUUGGCCGCGAGCAGCGCUUCGGGGAGCGGGGACCCGACUACUGCAGGGGCAAGAGGGAGGAGUACGGCUUUGAGGAGAGGGGGCACGACGCCAGCGCCGAGCAUCACUACAGGGGGGGCAGAGAGGAGCCUGCCUACGAAGACAGGCACCGGGACGGCUGGAGCCACGACUACGACUACCGGAGAGAGAGCUACAGAGAGGCCAAAUGGCACCCGGCACGGCAUUAACGCCUCUUCAGCGGGCUUUAAAGAACUUUACGGCAAAGAAAGCUCAAUCUGUUUCUUUACCGAGUAUAAAAAAAAAAAACAAAAAACAAAAACAGCCACCCCAACUCAUCAAAGUUACCUUUUAACGUUUGUAAAACUACUAGCAGCGUAACCCUCCCAAACUAUCCUCUCGAUUUUAAAUGUGUUACCUCGACACCGCGGGGCUUUACGUGGGGAAAACAGAAAACGUGCCGCAGUUUCAGAGAAACGGUCGCCGCUUGCUUGCGGCACCCCGAAGCAGCCCGUCAUAUUUUUGUAGCACGGCGGCAGAAGGGGCCGUCGCUGUACCGGGUGCAGGGGUCCCUCCUUUUAAGCAGAGCUGAGGUGGGACGGAUGCUUUCUGGCACCUUAAGCGCUUCACGGGGCGUUUUUGAUACAGGAUAUUGACUAUUCCUUGUCUUGGAGAAAAGCA
Gavia stellata (red-throated loon) is the source of this 1333-nucleotide messenger RNA. It is a transcript of the gene RBM7, whose product is annotated as RNA binding motif protein 7. The transcript has 5 exons. The coding region runs from base 7 to 882 and encodes 291 amino acids. Gene Ontology annotation, biological process: regulation of alternative mRNA splicing, via spliceosome. Gene Ontology annotation, molecular function: single-stranded RNA binding. Lineage: Eukaryota; Metazoa; Chordata; Aves; Gaviiformes; Gaviidae. The record is from RefSeq and is a predicted model, not a curated record. Gene Ontology annotation, cellular component: nucleus.